UUGUCAUUAUCGGCUAGCUAGUUUCUCUCUCUUCUGGUUAUAUAUGGUAAAGGAAGAAGAGGAUACAUCACACCAAACAAAAAAAAACAUAUCAAACAUCAAUCAUUGUACGAUUGUAAGAAAAGGGAAGAUGGUUUCUGUCCGUCUAGUCGACCGGCCUGAUUCACCUGAAGAACGACCUGUCGGAUCUAUACCAGAGAUGAUGUUUGCAGUGGGGGAAGAACCAGUUGGUGUGCGUGUGCUGACGUAUCUUUCAUCCGGAGCCAUCAACCGCAUCUAUAAGGCGUUGGAUGAAGACGAAGUUGAAAUCAUACGUGGCUCCGCCUUUGGAAAAAUUCUAGAAAUUGUUAAUAAACCGGUUUUCUCUGGGAGAUUUGCUAGAUACAUACUAUCUAGACAGCUGAAGACCAAAAAAAAACACGAGGCUUGGUUCCGAUUUGCCGGCAAACCAAUUCGUUUCUCACUCCGAGAAUUUGCAAUCGUUACAGGACUUCCAUGUGGGAAAUAUCCUCUGAAAUCGAAGAUGAAGCUCAAAGCAACUAUUGCGGAAAAACCUUACUGGCCGUCGUUGUUCGGAAAAAUGGAUGUAGCGACGGUUGCAUCCGUCAUAAGGAUGUUGAGGAAGCAUACAGUUGAAGAUAGGAUUGUACGAAUCAAAUACGCUUGCCUGGCGAUUUUGUCCUCUGUGCUUCUCCCAACAAAUGUGAAGAUGAAAAUAUGUAGAGAACACGUUGAAGCUAUUGAAGAUCUAGAAGAUUUUUUUUCUUAUCCGUGGGGAAGAUUAGCCUUCGACAUGCUGAUGACAAGUAUUAAAGAGCGCGAUGAGAUAGCUUUGUCUCAGAACACCAUUGCUGUGAAAGGUUUUGCUCUGGCCUUACAGCUGGUAAUGGUUGAGGCGGUCCCAUGUCUCAAUGAAGUUAUUCAGGAAUCAUGUUCGUCAUCUGAAGGCGAUAGCGAAGAUGAUGUCGACGACAAAAGUGCUAAACCAAGGAGAAAGACUCUGAGUCCGGCUCAUGCCAGAAACAUUGAUAAACGAAGUGAUGUUCUUGUCAGAAGCAUCAAUGAUGAGGACCCCCUGAGACCAAUAGACGAGUCGCAGUUGGUUUGGUCAGAUGAAGAAGAUGAUGAGAAGGUUGACGAGAUGGUAGUUCUCAUCAAUAACAACUUUGUGUUCACCAAAUCUAUGUUUGUUGGUGGGGUAACUAAGGUAGAUGUCGAUCGGAUGAGAGAGUCUGAAAAUUUGUCCUCUAAGUUAAAGAAACCGAAGAUACAACCUCCUCUUAAUAUGUCAAACGAUCCAAGUUACAUUGCCUCGCUAGUGAUCGAAAAUGUUAGACCAGAGUUUGUAGCAAUGGAGGGGACUAUCUUAAGAGCUUGUAAGCGGGUUGAUUCAGUUGAGGGGUCUAUAGUUGGAUUAGUUGAGGGGGUUCUUGCGAAAUUUAAAGACGAAAUUCUGCAUUCAGUAAGAUGUUUGGUUGGUCAGUUGACAAAAGACAAUGAAGGUGGGCCCUCUACGAUACCUGAGAAGGGGAGAAAUACUGCUGCUAUGGAUAAAGGAAAUAUGCGGGGAUCUAAUGUAAGUCCUCUGAUAGAUGUAAAUGGGGAAAUUAUUCGUAACAUUCUUGAUAAUCUUAGUGCCUAUUCUACUCCUCCAGCAUCCCCACGUUUAAGUCUGGGGGAGAAUCCUAGUCCCACAAAGAACCAUGAACGUAUAGAUCAUCCUGCUGCUGUGGAUAAUGUUCAUAACAGUUUUGCACUCUCAGCUCACAGCGAGAAUCAUCGUAGGUCUUUAGAUCUUAAUCAGCCAUUGGAGGUUGAAAAUAGAUUUCCUAUAACCAACAUGGAAGUACCUUCGUUCUCUCUAGGCCUAACUCAGGAAGAACCGUUGGAAGUGGCUGCUGGUAAUACAGUUAAUGUCGUUGACAACACUGAGGAUCCACAACAGUCUCGGAAAAGCAAGAGACAAAAGUGUGUCCCCCAAGCCCUGGUUGACGAUUAUGAGUGUGGUCGUGAGAUCGUGUCACGUGUGAGAAAAUCACAGAAGUUUAUUUUUGCAUUUGAUGACAGAACAGAGAUUGAUAGGCACUAUGGGAGGCUUGUCAAACAAGUAAAACGAGACGUUCUGAUAAAGGUAGGCGGAGUAUCGGUUUCAGCUAAAGACAUCCUGUUAAUUGCGGAGAGAAAGAGGCAUCUAACCUCAAAGGUUGUUGACAUACUUAUUCGUUUGCUCGAAUUUAGUAUUCAACAAAAUUUUCAUCCUGAUUUCUCUGAGAGGGCUGUAUAUCUUGACAGUAGAUAUACUGCUGGAGUUGGUAGGAGUUAUCCAAGUUUCUGUAAGAGCCGGAAAAAAAUAUCCUUUGUUUUUCCCAGGGGAUUGGUUGAAGAAUUCGAAGAGGAGAAUGUAUCUAAUGUCCAGAGUAGAAGGUAUUACUUCCCAAUAAAUGUUUCCAGGAAACACUGGGUGGGUUUAUGCGUCGAUCCCCUCAAUCGGAAAAUUACUGUUCUUGACUCCAACACCUCCCUUUUCUCUGAUUCGAUGAUGGAAAAAAAUCUACACUCUCACUUCCUAAUGCUACCGUAUCUUCUUAGACUGGCUGGACAUGCCCUUCAUGGGGAUGAAUCACAACGUUUACAAUUUGAGCGACCAAAAGGCCUCAGUCAGACAGAUCAUCCUUUUGCAAGCGGAUUGAUGUCUGUGCUAUUAAUGGGUACUCAUGCUGUCCACGGUAUCGAAGCUUGCAAGAACAUCAAUUCCAACAUUCUUGCGGAAGAAGGCAAAGCUGCUGCUAUCAUGGCUUUCGAGCUUAAUGAGAAUCUUUGAGGUGUAAGAUAAUUACAAGUUGAUGUAUGAUAUCAAUUCCUUCUAUGUUGCAUGCUUGUAAUAUGUUUAACAGAAAUAAGACUCUUGUAAUCUAACUCUUGGUCCAACCUCAGUUACUUUAACCGUCAUCACUAUUGGGAUAUUUUAAAACAUCAACAACAAAUAAACCUCUCAUAAGGGUAACCAUCUCAUAAGGGUAACCGUGAAUCUUAGUCCGACAUUUUCAACGAUAACCGGUAUUAAAUUGCCAAAAUUUCAAAUAGUUCCGGAUACCGGUUUAACCGGUAUUAAAAUCCUAAAAAUUAAAGUAUAACCGUUAUUAUACUUUCUACUAUAUAUGGGGCGUAAUACUUUCUCCCCUUAAACCGGUUAUACGUCUAAUUUUACAUUGCUUUGUCAAGUUAAUGUGCAUGUCAAAGUUGUGCCUGUUUAAAAUCUUGUUGUAACAACUUAAAACCAAAGAUUCAAUUUAACAUAAACACAUAAUCCACCAGACAGAGAAACAAGUAAACAAGUUUGAGAGUAGACCGUUAUUAAACACACAAGGAGAGUGAAAGGAGAUAGAGAACAAAAGCAGAGAAAGAUAAACAACCUUGAGAGUAGACCAUUAUUAAACACAGGAGGAGAGUGAAAGGAUAAAGAGAACAAAAGUAGUGAAAAUGAGGCAGCAUGUAGAUAUCUACGUAACCACAUCCAUGAUCAUUCUGCUAAUUUAUCCGUGAGGUAGAAGCAAUGUCACCUGCUUAAGAAGACCAAGCAACGAAGUUAAACCUGAACCAAUCUAGUUAAAGAUAGAAGAACCAACUCAAGCUUGUCAAUGGAUAAUACUCACCACUCUUUCUCCUCAAGUGUUUGUCUUUGCCCAGAAAUUCUGAGUCCGCUUUUCUUUCCGGACAUACACACAGCAAUGGAGUAGUUUUCCCAUCUCCAACGACAUUAAAGAUAAUAACUUCCCCUAUCUCGCAUCUGUUAUCGACAGUGAACUUUCUCCACCCUCUUGUGAUGUAAUAGUUACCGCCAGAUUGGCUAAAUCGCAAACUGACCUUCCAUGAUUUACCAUCUUUGUUCACUAGUA
Molecule: messenger RNA, 3896 nt
Organism: Raphanus sativus (radish)
Lineage: Eukaryota; Viridiplantae; Streptophyta; Magnoliopsida; Brassicales; Brassicaceae
Exons: 6
Coding region: 44-2821 (925 amino acids)
Biological process (GO): proteolysis
Molecular function (GO): cysteine-type peptidase activity
Source: RefSeq, a predicted model, not a curated record